AUGCUCGUUAACAUAAGGGAUUUACUGAAGAAGAAAGACAAAAUGCCUUUCAAAGGGCUUGGUUCACUGAAAGAAAGAUUUUUUAACCCAGGAAAGGAAGAGGUGAAGAACACCAUUAGCGAUUCGCUGGGGAAUCUGAGAAGGAAGCUCGAUGGCACCAAUGUGGAGGAGGAGCCCCUGGAGCUGACGGCGGAGGGGCGGCCCGUGGUGGCGAGCGGGCGCCGGGCCGCGCCGUGCGAGUGCCACUGCUGCGGCCUACCCAAGCGCUACAUCAUCGCCAUCAUGAGCGGCCUGGGCUUCUGCAUCUCCUUCGGCAUCAGGUGCAACCUCGGCGUGGCCAUCGUGGAGAUGGUCAACAACAACACUGUCUAUGUCGAUGGAAAACCAGAGCUGAGGACAGCCCAAUUCAACUGGGAUCCAGAGACUGUAGGACUCAUUCAUGGCUCUUUUUUCUGGGGUUACAUUGUGACACAAAUUCCAGGAGGGUUCAUAGCAAAUAAAUUGGCUGCUAACAGGGUAUUUGGUGCAGCUAUCUUUCUAACAUCUACACUGAACAUGAUCAUCCCUUCUGCAGCAAGAGUGCAUUAUGGAUGUGUGAUGUUUGUAAGAAUUCUUCAAGGUUUGGUGGAGGGUGUCACGUACCCAGCCUGCCACGGGAUGUGGAGUAAGUGGGCCCCGCCGCUGGAGAGGAGCAGGCUGGCUACCACUUCAUUCUGUGGGUCUUACGCAGGAGCAGUGGUGGCCAUGCCCCUGGCAGGAGUGCUGGUACAGUACAUAGGAUGGUCAUCAGUCUUUUACAUUUAUGGAAUGUUUGGGAUUGUUUGGUAUGUGUUUUGGCUGCUUCACGCCUAUGAGAGCCCUGCUGUGCAUCCAACAAUAACCAAUGAAGAAAGGAUAUAUAUAGAAACAAGUAUAGGAGAAGGAACCAGCCUAGCUAAUGCAAGUAAAUUUAGUACUCCGUGGAAGAGAUUUUUCACUUCAAUGCCAGUUUAUGCAAUCAUUGUGGCAAACUUCUGCAGAAGCUGGACCUUCUACUUGCUCCUUAUAAGUCAACCUGCUUACUUUGAAGAAGUCUUUGGAUUUGCAAUAAGCAAGGUUGGACUUUUGUCUGCAGUUCCUCACAUGGUCAUGACAAUCAUUGUGCCCAUUGGAGGGCAACUAGCUGACUUCUUACGGAGCAGGAAGAUCUUAACCACUACCACUGUAAGGAAGGUCAUGAACUGUGGAGGUUUUGGGAUGGAAGCAACCUUGCUUUUGGUGGUUGGUUAUUCUCACACAAAAGGUGUGGCUAUUUCCUUUCUGGUGUUAGCAGUAGGCUUCAGUGGCUUUGCAAUUUCAGGCUUCAAUGUGAAUCACUUGGACAUAGCCCCUCGUUAUGCCAGCAUUCUGAUGGGGAUCUCCAAUGGUGUGGGGACGCUGUCAGGAAUGGUGUGCCCACUCAUCGUUGGUGCAAUGACAAAGCAUAAGACCCGUGAGGAAUGGCAGAACGUCUUUCUGAUUGCAGCCCUGGUGCAUUACAGUGGUGUGAUAUUCUAUGCUAUCUUUGCCUCUGGGGAGAAGCAGGAAUGGGCUGAUCCCGAAAACCUCAGUGAAGAGAAAUGUGGUAUAAUUGAUCAGGAUGAACUGGCAGAAGAAACAGAGAUGAACAAUGAAACUUUUGUAAGCCCAAAGAAAACGUAUGGUGCUACCAGUCAAAAUAGUGAAGUACAGAGAAGGGAAUGGAGGAAGCAAAAGCAAGUAACUCAAGACAUGGAGGAAGAGACUACUUACCAUUAUGAAAAUGGAAAUUUUCAAGAUUUGUCUUAACACUUGAAACUGUAAGAUUUGUAUAGCAGCUACUCCCAUGACUCCUGCCUAGCUGCCCCAAAUCAUCAGGUAUUCACAUUUAUUGUCUUAUUCAAUUAUGUAACAUCUGGCCACAUGGCUAGAUUUGAAGGGUGAUAGUUCCCUCCCAGUGGUGUGUAAAAUGCUAACAAUAGGACUGGGAUAAGUGAUCCUAAAUCCUCUCCUAGCCAUUAUAUGACCUUGGGAGAUCUUCUGUGCCAGUUAGAUGACCAGCCCUGGCAGGGCUCCUGCUUGAUGCAAGCUGUAGAACUUACUGUAGGAGCAAGGAGUUCCCUCAUCAUCUCAUCUGAACGGAGAAAGGACAAGUGAUACCAGAUGGUGGGUCCAUGGUGAUCUGUGUAAUCCCUGGGUCUCCAGUGGUGUCACAGUCUGUAAUGAGCAGCCCUGCUUUGCCUUUUUAGGUUUCCUGUAGGGUGGCAUUUGAACCGCUUAAUUCAUUUCAAACCACAAGCUCAUGCUAAAAGAUCAGAGCAGAGGGAAAAGUAGAUUUAUGACAGUAGGCUGUAAUUAAUUACUAAUAGUCACUCAACAAGGGCAAGAGGAACAUGUGGCAGAGGUGGCACAGGAUUCCUUCAACAGUUCAUACAAACUGAUUGGCAGAUAUCUGUAUAUGCACACCCCACAGAGUGUGGAUAAGACCAUAAAAUGGAUACUUGUAAAAUUUCUCCCCCUACACAGAUUUUGUGCUGGCAUGAAGUAAUUUUGAAAACAAAAUCAUCAUUAGUGAUGCAGUAUUAAUAAUCCUUAUGAAAGGAAAUCUUAGCUCUGUUUUGAUUAGGAUUCUCACUCAAUUCAUCAUUGUGCAGCAAUUUGAAUAUAUUUUUCUAGUAUUAUACUGACAGAGUUCCUGCUCUCAACACCAACAGUUCUCGGUUAGGUGAACGAGCUUUCUUACAGGAGUAUUUAGUUCUGGAUCUGUAACUUUUCAAUGCCUCAGUCUUGUUCUUGCUAUGAAUGAAGUACUGUACCAUUUGAGAGUCAACAGGGUACCUAUGUAUAAAAGUAAUUAUCCUCUGCCAUUGGUGUACAUUUGACAGUAUAAAGUGGCUUUGGCCUUUUUCUACCAUUUUUAGAAUCAAACAGUGGAGCAUGCUGUAUCAUCUCAGUUAGCUGCAACUCAGAGACUCAUUGUGGCAUUAAUACUCUUUUCAGAAUGGAUAAUUUCAGUAAAAUGUGAUUUAAUUUGUCUCUCAUUAUGACUACUGCCUCAUUAAAUUCAAGUGAAAGCGA
This is a messenger RNA of Zonotrichia leucophrys gambelii, 3075 nucleotides long. It is a transcript of the gene SLC17A8, whose product is annotated as solute carrier family 17 member 8. Gene Ontology annotation, biological process: transmembrane transport; regulation of synapse structure or activity; monoatomic anion transport. Bases 1 to 1806 code for a protein of 601 amino acids. The record is from RefSeq and is a predicted model, not a curated record. Gene Ontology annotation, cellular component: excitatory synapse; synaptic vesicle membrane. Lineage: Eukaryota; Metazoa; Chordata; Aves; Passeriformes; Passerellidae. The transcript has 12 exons. Gene Ontology annotation, molecular function: neurotransmitter transmembrane transporter activity; L-glutamate transmembrane transporter activity.